Molecule: messenger RNA, 718 nt
Organism: Solanum pennellii
Lineage: Eukaryota; Viridiplantae; Streptophyta; Magnoliopsida; Solanales; Solanaceae
Product: mitochondrial pyruvate carrier 1-like
Exons: 5
Coding region: 175-492 (105 amino acids)
Biological process (GO): pyruvate import into mitochondria
Cellular component (GO): mitochondrial inner membrane
Source: RefSeq, a predicted model, not a curated record
AAUUUCAAUUCUAAUUUGGCAACUAUACACUAGUACACCAUUAGCUUACCAUAAAUAAGAUCAUAUUAUAAUACUAUAUAUACAUACACAAGUAAUCGAUAAUGGAAGCCAUUUUUUGGGAGCAACCCACUUUUCAGAUCUCUGAUUAAGGCAAUUCCACACGUUGUAUCGCGUAUGGCUAGCUUCAAGGCAUUUUUGAACAGUCCUGUUGGCCCUAAAACAACUCAUUUUUGGGGUCCCAUAGGCAAUUGGGGAUUCAUCAUUGCUGGACUCGUAGACACACAGAAACCUCCAGAAAUGAUAUCACGCAACAUGACCUCAGUAAUGUGUGUGUACUCUGCACUGUUCAUGAGAUUUGCAUGGAUGGUACAGCCGCGUAAUUAUCUACUAAUGGUAUCUCAUGCCUCGAAUGAGACUGUGCAACUUUAUCAGCUAUCGCGUUGGGCAAAAAGUCAAGGAUAUUUGAAGAAGAAAGCAGACAAAGCAGAGUGAUCUAGUGUUCUUUCCUGUUUAAUUCUGAACAUGUCUAUAGUUUUGGUAAUUUUCGAUAUCUCUGUUUGCACAGAUUUAUUGUCCUUGAUCAUCCAAGAGCUGAACUAGAACUCAAAGUAUUACAUAUGCCUCAGUAAAUAGCAUAAUUUGAAUGGCAAGAAAUGUUAGUAUGGAAGAAUUUAAAAUAUAUUUGUGAUUUCACCCGCACAAGAUUCAUUUCUUAUCA